GUAGCUGUACAUGGAGAUCGUGCUGGGAAAUUGUGCCAGUGCCCCGCGCAGCACCAAGCCUGGGGGAAUCGCCGCCGCCACCUUCCUCCUCUGCAAAGCCACCAGCCGGGACAGGAGACGAGCUGCUUGCGGGCCAGCGGGCUGCCCGGUGCCCGAGCCCCCGAGCGGGGAGGAGAGGGGCAGGCCAGGGGAAUGGAUGCGCUCGGCUCCCAGUGAGCAGCCUCCGGCCAAGGGGGAGAGGAACGUUACCAGAGCCUUUCAUGCCCAAAGCCAAAGCCGGAGCACGACAGCGCGGGGGCGCUGCUGGAGGCCAGGCGGGUGCCUGUCACACCCCCCCGCGGCGGUGAAGGCAGAGCCGGGGGCAGCGGCGCUGAGGAGGCAGCGCGCGGUUCGAGCCAUUUUGUCGGCGCGCCGAAGCGCCAGGCCCCGCGCGGAGGAGACGCGCCGCAUGAGCGGCCGGGGAUCGGGGAGCGCGCUGGCUCUGAGCGGGACUCUGCAGCGCCCUAUGGGGAGCCGGCGGCCGGAGAGGCGCUGAGAAGAGGCGGGGGAGCGACCGCGGCGAAGGGCGGGUUGAGGCAGCGGGCCGGGAGGGGGGAGGCUUGGUCCCGGGGCGGGGGUGGGGUGCGCGAGGGCUCGGGGAUGAGUUUGGUGGGGGGCUUCCCCCACCACCCCGUGGUGCACCAUGAAGGCUACCCCUUCGCCGCAGCCGCCGCCGCCGCCGCCAGCCGCUGCGGCCACGAGGAGAACCCCUACUUCCACGGCUGGCUCAUCAGCAGCCACCCGGAGAUGUCGCCCCCCGACUACAGCAUGGCCCUGUCCUACAGCCCCGAGUACGCCAGCGGCGCGCCGGGCAUCGACCACUCCCAUUACGGCGGGGGGCCGCCGGGCAGCGGGCCGCCCGGGCUCGGGGGGCCGCGGCCCGUGAAGCGCCGGGGCACGGCUAACCGCAAGGAGAGGCGCAGGACUCAGAGCAUCAACAGCGCCUUCGCCGAGCUGCGGGAGUGCAUCCCCAACGUGCCUGCCGACACCAAGCUGUCCAAGAUCAAAACCCUCCGCCUGGCCACCAGCUACAUCGCCUACCUCAUGGACCUGCUAGCCAAGGACGAUCAGAACGGGGAGGCGGAGGCCUUCAAGGCAGAGAUCAAGAAGACAGACGUGAAGGAGGAGAAGAGGAAGAAAGAGCUGAAUGAAAUAUUGAAAAGCACAGUUAGCAGCAACGAUAAGAAAACCAAAGGGAGGACUGGCUGGCCGCAACAUGUCUGGGCUUUGGAGCUCAAGCAGUGAGUGCUGCAAGACUGAAGAACUCAAGGAAAUCUCCUAGACUCAUUAGAGAGAUUUGAUCUGAGGGGACUUUUUGUAUUUGGAAUCAUCCAGUUUAUUUAUGUGCAAUUUCUCCCCCACCCCCCAAAAUGUGGAUAUUCGAAGAAAAGCAUUCCAUAUUUUAAUAUGAAGAGGAAACUCCAACUUGGUAAGGGGUAAUGUCGUCUCAAUAGUUUCGUGAAUGUUAUUUCUCUGUUUGUAUAGAACGCACGGGGAAAAAUAGAAAAGAAAGGGGGGAAGACUCCCUGGCAUUAGUGUGUAUGUGAAGUGUAUCUUUAAUACAUGGCCUUUUGGAUAUAAAUAUUCAUGGGAUUAUAAAAUUAUAUUUCAACAGAAACAGUUGCACCAAUGUUUCAGUUGGCUUGGUAUUUACUAUGGUAAUUUUGUUGUGGUCGUUCAGUAUUUGAAAAUGUUUUCAGCAGCUAUUUGUUAUGUGCACUUCCGUCCUUAAGGGGGGAAAAAGUGGAGUUUAAUUAAUAUUGAAGGUGUAAACGUUGUAAGUAUUCAAUAAACCACUGUGUGUGUUUUUUACAAAAAAAA
Molecule: messenger RNA, 1860 nt
Organism: Chrysemys picta bellii (western painted turtle)
Lineage: Eukaryota; Metazoa; Chordata; Testudines; Emydidae
Gene: HAND2
Product: heart and neural crest derivatives expressed 2
Biological process (GO): regulation of transcription by RNA polymerase II; heart development
Molecular function (GO): DNA-binding transcription factor activity, RNA polymerase II-specific; protein dimerization activity; RNA polymerase II transcription regulatory region sequence-specific DNA binding
Source: RefSeq, a predicted model, not a curated record